AUGCACCAGAGCUUGUAUCUUUUAGCCAGGUCUGUGUGGAAGGGCCCAAACAUUGUUCCAUUGCCUGUGAAGGAAGCGUUGUCAAAGGGUGCUCCGAUCAGAACAAAUGCGCGGUCAGCGACGAUUCUGCCGCAGUUCGUGGGUCUAAAGUUCCAGGUUCACAACGGGAAAGAAUACGUUGCUUUUGAAGUGUCCGAAGACAUGGUGGGAAGCAAAUUGGGAGAGUUUGUUCCCACACGAAAGAGGUUCAGCUACACCCAAACCAAGAAUAAAUAG
This is a messenger RNA of Lachancea lanzarotensis, 276 nucleotides long. It is a transcript of the gene RSM19, whose product is annotated as LALA0S02e06722g1_1. The coding region runs from base 1 to 276 and encodes 91 amino acids. Gene Ontology annotation, cellular component: cytosolic small ribosomal subunit; ribosome. Gene Ontology annotation, molecular function: structural constituent of ribosome; RNA binding. Gene Ontology annotation, biological process: ribosomal small subunit assembly; translation. The transcript has a single exon. NCBI's taxonomy places the organism in Eukaryota, Fungi, Ascomycota, Saccharomycetes, Saccharomycetales, Saccharomycetaceae. The record is from RefSeq and is a predicted model, not a curated record.